Messenger RNA from Petromyzon marinus (sea lamprey), 4596 nucleotides. Lineage: Eukaryota; Metazoa; Chordata; Hyperoartia; Petromyzontiformes; Petromyzontidae. The record is from RefSeq and is a predicted model, not a curated record.
GAUGAAUGGAUGCGUGGUAGAGCCCUGUGCGACCGGUUCCCGUCGCCAGCGUGCCGUCUUUCAUCAUCAUCACCACCACCUUCAUCGCCUCCUCCUCGUCAUCCGAACCUGGAAUGUUCUAAAGUGGUAACUGAACUGUUCGUGUGUGUUUUGUGCUGUCCUUAGGUACACCCCAUGAGCAACCAUCCCACCAUCAGAUCAUCGACCAUCCCAUCAACUCAUCUCUCAGCCAUCGUCCACCACUAGUGCCAUUCAUGUCAUCGCAUCAUCAUCAUCAUCGUCGUCAUCCAGCCCAGCAGGUGAAGGGUGCGUGAGGAUGAAGAGGAGGAGCGGAGUUGACGCGGCCGGUGGUGAGGAUGGGCCGGGGACCCCCACCAGGACCGUCUCCUCGCACCGGCGACCCAAGGGGAGCCGCGUGGAUGGGUCCCUCGGUUCGGGCUGGACUGUCUCCCUGCUGGUUGGAGUCCUGGUCCUGGGAGUCUAUUGGCGAACCCUGCACCCGUCAGUGCCCGGUGGAGACUCUGGUGAGCUGAUCACAGCGGCGCACGAGCUCGGGGUGGCUCACCCUCCAGGCUACCCGCUCUUCACGCUGCUGGCGAGGCUCGCGAUGUCGCUCGCCUCGCCCGGCUCGCCCGGCUCGCCCGCCUUCCGCGUCAACCUCCUCACCGCGGCCUGCGCCGCCGGCGCCGCCGCGCUCCUCCACGCCGCCGUCCACCGGGCGUCCGGCUCCGUGCCGGCCGGCGUUCUCGCCGCGGGCCUCUUCGCCUUCUCGCGCCUCACCUGGCACUGGGCGGUCGCCGCGGAGGUGUUCAGCCUCAACAACCUCCUGGUGGCGCUGCUCGUCCUGCUGGUGGCCUGUUUCGGCGCGGCGCCGGACGCGCCAUCGCGGUGCAAGUUCGCCAAGGCCGGAGCGUUCGUGUGCGGCCUGAGCCUCAGCAACCAGCACACGGCGUCGCUCUACGUGGUGUGCCUGGUGCCCUGGGCGCUGCACGCUCUUCUCGAGCGCAAGGAGCUGGGGGCCGCGUCGCUGCUGCGCCUCGCGGCCUGCUCGGCCGCCGGCCUGCUGCCUCACCUCUACCUGCCCGUGUCGUCACACCUGGGCCUCGCGCGCUGGACCUGGGGCGACCAGUCGUCCUUGCACGGGUUCCUGACGCACCUGCUGCGCCAGGAGUACGGAACGUUCAGCCUGGCCAAGUCCGGGUCGGGCUCGGGGAUGCUGACGAUGCUGAGCGUGCAGGCUACACACAUGCACCACGAGCUGCUGGGCGUGGGACCCCUGCUGGCUGCAGCACUCUUCCCCCUGCUCGUUAAACACAGGAGCCGCGAGCGAGACGCGUUGCCGCCCCUGCUGCUGGCGCUCAUGCUCGCCGUCUACUCGCUGGUGUUCGCCUGGAGGGCCAACCUGGACGUCUCGACGCCGCUCCUCCUGGGCGUGGUGGAGCGCUUCUGGCUGCAGAGCAACCUCGUGGUCUGCGUGCUGGCCGGCCUUGCCGCCGCUCGCCUCGGCGCCCUCGCGCGGGCCCUGCUGGGCCACGGGAGGCCGCUGGCCGCUUGCGAGUGGCUGCUCGUGGCCUGCUGCGUCCUGCUGCAGCUGCGGCGCAACUGCAGCGUGUGCGACCAGAGCUCCAACGUGGUGGUGGAGCAGUUUGGGGCCAACAUUUUGCGAUCGCUCCCGCGCGGCGCGCUGGUGCUGACGCGGGGCGACCUGCCGGGAAACGCGCUGCGCUACCUCCACUACUGCGAGCGCCGGAGGCCCGACGUGGUCCUCGUGGACCAGGAGCUUCUAACGUACCCGUGGUACGUGCGCAAGCUGGGCCCCCACCUGCCCGGCGUGCGCUUCCCUGGCGACCGCUGGCAUCCUGCGGAGGGCCUGCUCCCUGACGGGACGCUCGCCUUCAGCAUGAGGAGUUUCCUGGAGGAGAACCGGGGGCGACCGGUGUUCUCCUGCAUCGGGCUCUCCGAGGAGGAGUCCUCGUGGCGCGGUGCCUUCGAGCGCCGCCCCUGGGGUGUCUGCGAGCAGCUGGUGCCCGCCGGGACGCCGCUGCGGGCACACGAGCUGGCCGAGGCCACGACGGGGAUCUACAACUGGACGUUCCCCUACCACGGGUUCGACCCAACCUCUUGGGACCACGUGGCCAAUGAAGAGAUGUGGCAAUCGAGGAUCAAGACGCCGUUCUACCUGUUCGAGGUGGCCGAGGAUGAGCGGCUGCCCAGGGAGACGAGGGUCGCCCUCUACGCUCUCAGCUACCAGCUCUACCGCCCGCUGGUGUCCGGCGAGGAGGAGCCGCUGCCCCUCAACUGGCACAAGAACUUCGCGCUGGCGUGCGAGCGCCUUCUGCGCGUCGGGGGGGCGGGGGAGGCGGCGCCGCCCGCCGUGCCCGCCGAGCGCCUGCUGCGGGAAGCCAUCGCUCAUUUACGCCGCUACGUAGAGGGGGCGGUGGUGGAGCGGGGCCAGGAGGACCCGCAGCUGGAGUCGGUGCGGCGGCUGGCAAGGCACCUGGCCGAAGAGCUGGCACGGCUGCAGCGCGGGGCGGCGAUGGCACUCGGAGGAGGAGGAGGAGCAGCGGGAGGAGCGGGAGGGUCCGCGUAGCCAGGAUGAUCGACCCACCCGUACGGACCGCUGCACUCGGCCCGCUGCGUCGGUGGGGACGUUUCAGUGGUGCAGACGUCUCUGUCGGUAGGCGCUGUCGCGGCUCUUCCCGAGGGCAGGGGGCGUGUGGUGCCACCCCCUGCUGCCGUGCGGAAUCGAGGCCACCUGAAGGGCUCUGAGGAAGUGGGUCCGUGAUAUCCGCUUCCACGGGCCGCUCUCUCUCAAGUGGAGGGUUGCACUGCUGUGCGAGAGAUCUGGACGCAUUUCUUCGUCUCGUAACGUGACACCGAAAGUGCCGUGGGGAUAAAAAUGGGGAAAUGAUUAUAAUUUUUUUAAUCCAGAAUUUUUAUUUUUUUGUAAACCACUGUGGCCUUUGCACUGGGAAACGGACGCGUUCGCAGUCGUGUCCACCCGCGGAUUUGCCGAUGAGCCGAUACUGGCCCCUAGUGGUGAGACCGCACCGCGGCAGUCAACGCAAGCGCGGCUCUCGCACAAAGUCGAUUGGAGUCGGUGGCGGCCAACGGCACAUCAACGGCUGAUGGGACGGCCACGUCUUUUCAACUCCCCUUUGAGUCGGUGGCCUGCACAGCGAUGCGACCGCACGGUCAGCUCUUUUGAUCCGGCGGUUUAGACAAGGCCGAGAGCAUCGUGCGUGCGGUGCGGUGGUCACGUGACGUGCACGUAAGACACACGGAUGGGAGAGGUGCCUUCUUAACCCCCUACUUGAGCAGCAGCAGCAGCAGCAGCACACCUCCAAUGCUCGUUAUUUAUACAACUCAGACCUCCUUCAAAGAACUCCUCCGCAGAGGGGUGCACGGCACACGAGAGCAGCGUAAUCUCGGCGACGUGGCGCUCGCGCGAGGCUGAGAUGCCGUCGUCGCCGCUGCGCCACCGCUCCGCCCGCGGUUGAUGGCUACAGAAUAACGAUUUCUCACGCGCACGCCUCGACGCGGGCUUCACGGGCGCACGACUCGGGUGAGCUGCCCUUACAUGAAAUUAUAUAUGUGAGCCCAUUUCCAUUCUCCACACGUAAUUUGUUUUAUUAUCUUUAGUCAAUCAACCUAAUGGCUUUCCAGACCAACAUUAAAAAGAGCUACAUUUGUUUCAGAAACCAAACGCCACCAAAGUUUCCACCUCAUGGGUCUCAUCGUUAAGAGUCGAUAAACGUCCCGUUGCUGACCAAAGGGGCUCCCAAGCUUACCACACUUCCCUCCCCCGAUGCGGCUCCCGUCCAGCCGUGGCCUCAGAAUCAGAAUGUUUAUUUAGACUGGAGGAGGAAUCCGAUGCCGUCUCCCUCUCCUCCUUCUCCCGGUCUCCACAGCCACCUUCAUCCAUCCUCCGCUCCGUGGCUCCUCUCCAAACCCCGGGCGCCCCCGCGUUCUGCGUCGCGAGCCGAUUCCCAAGAUUCCCACGGUUCCCACGGUUCCCACGGCAGCGUUCGUAGAACGCGGGGGUUAAAAUUACUCUUCCCCCCCCCCGCCCGCUAAUGAGGUGAAUGAAAGAGGGCGCCGAUAACUUUUGAGCGGCGCACCUCGCGUUUGAAUGACUCGCGUCGCGGCGGAAAUUAGCGGAGGCCCGUCGCAGGGCCCAAGGCGCCGUGUCUAAUUCGGCAAUAUCACAACGAGCGUAAUCUCUCCGAUUCACACAAGAGAAACUCCGCCGAUGCUCCGUAAACGCGCCAUUAGGCAAACAUCUCCCAACGUUAAAUGUCUUCUUGGAUAUCCUGCAGGCAAAUGAGAUUAAGUGCUAAUAGAAUAUUAUAAACAGCACUGCCCCAACCUCAUUUGCAAAAUACUUUAGCACUUGGCCUACAGAAACUAGCAAUUUAAAAUCAAUUAUGGGGACUAAUAAGAUGUGUAUAUGUACAUCGAGGCAUACCUAUGACUGUUUAACACAUAGGCUUUCGUGACUAAUAUUAUCCAUAAUAUAGGUUUUUGAGUUUGAUCGCAUGAAUAUAAAUGUGUCGUUAAACCCGCCACCACCCGACACAGGCAAUUUGUAAGGUU